Molecule: messenger RNA, 5289 nt
Organism: Uranotaenia lowii
Lineage: Eukaryota; Metazoa; Arthropoda; Insecta; Diptera; Culicidae
Exons: 1
Coding region: 1-5289 (1762 amino acids)
Biological process (GO): DNA integration
Molecular function (GO): nucleic acid binding
Source: RefSeq, a predicted model, not a curated record
AUGUCUGGGGUUAAACUGAAGGAAAACAUUAAGAAACGAGAGCGUCUUUUUGGGUCUUUGAAGUUAUUUAUUAAAUUUUUGGAGAGCUAUGAUCCAGUUAAACAUUCGGGUCAGAUUCAAACGCGCUUAGAUAAAUUGGAAUUAAAGUGGGCUGCGUUUGAUGAGCUUCAAGAGGAAAUUGCGGUACUGGAUGAAAAAGACGAGUUGGAAAUGUUUAACUUUGAAGCAGCGGCCAAAUUUGAAAGUCAAUACUACGAGAUUAGGGCAUCAUUGUUGGCAAAACUUCCUAUGGCUCCCCCAGUAAUGAACAUGGAUAACACUAUAGGUCGGAAUACUACUUUGGGUUUGCACACCGGUGUUCGGUUGCCGCAGAUAUCAAUACCAGAUUUCGAUGGGGACUAUCGUCAGUGGUUGUCAUUCAAAGCGACGUUUGUGUCUUUGAUUCACGAUUCAAUGGAACUUAGUGAGGUACAAAAAUUCCACUAUUUAAAAUCUGCACUGAAGGGGGAAGCUGCAAAGUUGGUAGAAUCGUUGACGCUUACUAAUGAAAACUACAUUAUCGCGUGGGAGACGAUAACCAAACGGUAUUCCAAUGAAAAACUCCUUAAAAAAAGACAUCUUCAAGCACUUAUGGAGUAUCCUAGGAUAAAUAAGGAAUCUGCUAUGGCGAUUCAUGGGUUGGUAGAUGAAUUUGAACAGCGGCUGAAAAUUUUGAAACAGCUUGGCGAAAAGGUUGAACAUUGGGGCGCUAUGAUUGUUUUUUGGAUGUGCUCAAAAUUGGACAUGAAUACGCUUCAACUUUGGGAAGACUACGCAGCUUCAUUGGAGGAUCCUUCUUUUACUGUAUUGGUUGAUUUCUUGGAGAGAAGGACAAGGGUUUUGGAGGCCGUUGGUUCAAAUUCCGCUGAUGUUGGGUCAGUUCAGAUUCGGAGCUCUUUGAAACGUCAACAGGUGGGAAUACAUGUUGGAACAGAUGGUGGAAAUCAUAACUGGACAUGCGUUUGCUGCGGUGAAUCUCAUUACAUGUCUCAGUGCGGCAAAUUCUUACAAAUGGAUCUUAAAGAGCGUCUCAAUUUUAUUAAUACUAAACGCCUUUGUAGCAGCUGUUUGAAAACUGGACAUUGGGCCAGAAAUUGUAACUCCAAAUAUAGAUGUCGUACUUGUUAUCAAAAACAUCAUUCGCUAAUCCAUCCAGGAUUUUCGAAAGUCGAUAGUGAGCCAGCCUCAGUGAAUAAUGUAUCCACUGAUUGUCAACAAGAUUCAAGAGAUCAAUUAGAUGAAAAUGGCGAAAAUGAUUCGUUAAAUGAACAGGCAGUUGGCUCAUACAGUGUAGGCCUAAAAGGUGGUUUAUCUUCUGUGUUUCUUUCAACUGUGGUUCUGGUUAUACGUGACAGUAACGGAUCGAAACAAUUAGCCAGGGCACUUCUCGAUAAUGGUUCGCAAGCUAAUAUCAUCAGUGAGCGGUUGUGUCAGAUGUUGAAACUAAAAAGAAAACCAGUGAAUAUUCCAGUGUGCGGUGUUGGGCAGGCUCAAUCACAUGCGCGCCACGCUGUCCACGCUACUGUUGGUUCUCGUAUUUCCGACUUCUCAAUAGGAAUGGAAUUCUUGGUACUUCAAAGGGUAACGACUGAUCUGCCUGCUGUAAGUGUACCGGUGGACCACUGGAAAAUACCCCAAGAAUAUCGAUUAGCUGACCCUGAGUUCAAUUCUAGUAGCCGGAUUGAUUUGUUGAUUGGAGCUGAACAUUUCUUCCAAUUUUUCUACCAAAAGGAAAUGCAGAGUAUAUCUCUCGGUCCCGGAGUUCCUUACUUAGUUGAUACGGUGUUUGGCUGGGUAGUUUCCGGGAAGGCAGACAUUACGAAUCCAGCCUCUGUAAUUUGCAACGUAGCUACGGACUCAACAAAUCUUGUAAGGCAACUUGAACGUUUUUGGACGGUCGAAACAAACGAAAAUCAAUUGGUUUGGACAGCGGAAGAAAGGGAUUGCGAAGAGCAUUACAAACGCACUUACAAACGAGAUGAUAUUGGUCGAUAUUUGGUUGAAUUGCCGAAGAAGGUAGGGUUCGAUAGAAUGCUGGGAAGUUCUAAGACUGUAGCAUUAAAUCGAUUCUGGAAAAUGGAGCAACGUUUGGAAACUAAUAGCGAGAUGAGGCAGCAAUAUCAUGAUUUUAUGAAAGAAUAUCUAGAAUUGGGGCACAUGAGGAAGUUGACAGAAGGCGAAAUGAUGGCUGAAUUGGGUGGAGACAAUACUCGAAAGGUUUAUUAUUUACCACACCACGCAGUCGUUAAGGACUCAAGCACGACAACAAAAGUGCGCGUUGUGUUCGACGGAUCAGCACGUACAGAUACUGGAUUUUCACUAAAUGACUGUCUGCUAAAGGGUCCGACUAUACAAGACAGUCUUCUCACUCUUCUACUAAGAUUUCGAAAGCAUGAAGUAGCUUUAGUAGGGGACGUGGAGAAAAUGUAUAGACAAGUUCGCCUACACUCUGAUGAUACAUUGCUCCAAAGGAUUUUCUGGAGAUUUUCCAAACAUGAUCCACUGGAUAUUUACGAAUUACUUACCGUUACAUAUGGAUUGACCCCCUCAUCAUUUUUGGCUACUAGAUGUCUCCAACAAUUAGCCCAAGAUGAAGGAAUAAACUUUCCCCGAGCAAAACAAGUGAUUGAGAAUGAUUUUUAUGUAGACGAUUGCAUCACUGGGGCAGCUUCAAUCGAAGAUGCCAUACUUCUUCGUAACGAACUAAUCGCAGCUAUGAAAAAGGGUGGAUUCCCAUUGAGAAAACUAUGCUCCAAUCGACCUGAGGUUUUGAAUGGGCUUCCAGAGAAUUUGCUUGGCACUCAUUUAACCAUUACUUUUGAUUUUGACCCUGGAGAGGAAGUUAAGACCUUGGGGAUCACUUGGGAUCCCAAAGCCGAUGAAUUGCACUUCGUUCACAUUCCUGAACCAGAACAUUUCAUGUGGACCAGAAGAAAGGUUUUAUCUACCAUAGCCAAAUUAUUCGAUCCAUUAGGUUUGAUUUCUCCCGUGGUUGUAACGGCUAAAAUACUCAUGCAAGAGCUCGCCUUGCUUCAAACCAAGUGGGACGAUCCAGUUCCGAAUUCAAUAGAGCAGAAAUGGCUUAAAUUUUAUGGAGAAUUGCCAUCAUUGUGUAAACUGAAGAUCAGCAGAUUCGCAUUCGCCUCGAAUUACGUCCAGUCCCAGAUCCACUGUUUUGCUGAUGCUUCUGAGCUUGCUUAUGGAGCUUGUGUUUAUUUACGCAGUACUGAUCCUUCCGGCGGUGUACGAGUAGAACUAUUGGCUGCUAAAUCACGCGUCGCACCUCUCAAACGAUUGACAUUACCCAGAUUAGAGUUGUGCGCAGCAAAGGAGGCUGCUGAACUCCAUUCUAACAUCAUCAAGGCUCUAUCACUCAACAGUGUCAAGUCUGUCUUCUGGUCUGAUUCAACAAUCGUCCUUCAUUGGUUGAAGGCUCAACCGAAUACAUGGAAUACAUUCGUAGCCAAUCGUGUUUCGUCAAUACAAACUUGCACCUUUGGGCAUCAGUGGAAUCACAUCGCUGGGAAGGAAAAUCCGGCCGAUCUGGUCUCGCGAGGGUUGAACGUCGAAGCCUUCUUGGAAAAUCAACUUUGGAAGAAUGGUCCAAAAUGGUUACGAGAGCCCGAGAAGGAUUGGCCCGCUCAGAACCUGCUUGAUACUUUAGAUGAAGGACAGCUAGAAAUACGCAAAAUUGUAAAUGCAGUUUCUGCACCAAAGGCACCCGAAAGCCUUGAGUUUUUCAAAACCCAACACACCUUGAACACUUUAUUGCGCAUUGUAGCAUUUUGCUUGCGAUUUUCGAUUAAUUGUAGAACGCCCGACCGAAAAAUUUGCGCUUCAACAGUAACAGCAGAUGAACUUCAUUCAGCCAAGAUGGCUUUAGUAAAACUCAUUCAAUCAGAGCAUUACUUUAAUGAGAUUAAGCACCUCAAAAUUCAUCACAUUGUUCCAUCGAAAUCCUCUCUCAAGUUGCUUAAUCCCUUUUUGGACAAAAAUGGCAUCAUACGCGUAGGAGGCCGUUUAAAUAAUUCCAGCGAGAAAUACUGCGUCCAACAUCCAGCUGUUUUACCACCCACACAUCCUUUCACCCACCAGCUGAUUAAUUACACCCACAUUAGAACUAUGCAUGGAAGUCACAGAUUAACAUUAUCAGUCCUGCGCCAGGAAUUCUGGCCCAUCCAUGGGAAAAGAGCUGUUAAGUCAGUGAUACGAAGAUGUUACGAGUGUUUUCGAUCAAAUCCAAUUUCUCUACAACAGCCAACUGGUCAACUUCCUUCCACAAGAGUUCAUGCCAGCAAACCUUUCCACAUAACUGGAGUUGAUUACUGCGGACCGUUUUUCCUAAAACCGCCACAUCGUCGUGCAGCCAGUCCAAAAUGUUACAUCGCGGUUUUCGUUUGUUUUUCGACAAAGGCUAUACAUUUGGAGCUUGUUGGAGAUUUAUCCACUGCUAGUUUCAUUUCUGCAUUUCGCCGAUUCAUUGGUCAUCACGGAAUACCAGCUGAAAUGCACUCCGACAAUGCCAAAAAUUUUGUUGGUGCCAAGCAAGAGCUGAAAACUUUGUACGAUUUCCUCGAUCGAAAGCAGACACAAGAAAAAAUCUCAAACGAACUCACCCACCAAGGUAUCAAAUGGAGAUUUAUUCCUCCCAGAGCACCUAAUUUUGGAGGCCUUUGGGAAGCAGCCGUUCGCAACGUUAAGUCUUCCCUCAAAAGGGUCAUUGGAUUGCGCCAGCUCUCGUUCGAAGACUUCACCACGCUUUUAGUGCAAAUAAGCGCCGCUCUUAACUCAAGACCCUUGACCCCACUCACCGAUGAUCCUGCUGACAUAGACGCUCUCACGCCAUCCCAUUUUUUAAUCGGUUCUCGUAUGACCGAUCUACCUGAUCCAGACAUCCGCAAUGUACCCACAAACCGCCUCACCCACUACCAGCAAAGACAGCAGCUGUUCCAGCAUUACUGGCAUCGAUGGAGUAAGGAGUAUCUCACCGAACUUCAAGCGUCCACCAAGAUCGGCCGACCGCACGAUAUUCAAGUAGGCGACGUUGUGGUACUUCGCGAGGAUAAUAUCCCACCUCUAAACUGGCCUCUUGCCAGAGUGAUUGCGGUUCAUCCAGGAGACGACAACGUGAUCCGUGUGGUCACCGUACGGACUGCAACGGGAAUUUACAAACGACCGUCAUCGAGGCUUUGCCCAUUGCCGAUCGACAAAUCUGCUAGUUCCACCGAAACCCUUCUUACGAGUCGUUGA